UUGCAGGUACCGGAAUUAAAAUCCCAAUUUCACUUAUCAGGAAGAGAUUUGGAGAUAUGGAGAUGCACAAGAAAGAAAGGAAGGGAGGCCUUGUUGACAGUACUGUUAAUGGUUUUCGUCUAUUUCCGGUUUCUCCUCAUGAGUCAGGUGAAGGCUUGCCCUAUGCUCCAGCAGAUUGGCCUUGUCCUGGUGAUAUAUGGAGCUGGAAGGUGGGCAAGAGGAUUAUAGCUUCGGGUGGAUACUUUUUGGAUAGGCACCUUUUUCUUCCAGAGCGUUUACAGACCAAGCCUAGGGGGAGAGGUUUUGUGAGCAAGGUUUCUGUUGAACAGUAUGUUCGCGAAAUAUUUCCUGGUCAGGAUGUGAAGGCCUUUUUUGAAUUGUUCAGUUGGAGGAUUCCCUGCAAAAGUCCAUCUGAUAUCAAAGAAGAUACAUGCCCAGAAUCGAAGCAUGCUACUAUCAGUUGCAAGGCUGGAAACAAGCUAUGUAGCAGCUUAACUGAACCAGAAAAGCCUCCAGCAAAUAAUUUCUGUGACAUUUGCUGCACUGUACCGGAAUUCUGCCGUGAUUGCUGCUGCAUACUAUGUAGCAAGACUGUUAAUCCUGCCUAUGAAAAUCACGGUUUUAUUAGAUGUGAAUCCACUGUAGAAAAUGGCAUUAAUUGUGGACAUGUGGCUCAUCUAGAAUGUGGUCUGAAAGCCAACAUGGCUGGGACAGUAGGAGGUCUGGAUGUUGAGUACUAUUGUCGGCGCUGUGACACAAGAACUGAUCUGCUUCCACAUGUGAAGAAAUUCAUACCUAUAUGUGAAUCCAUUAGUUCUCUUGAUGACAUCAAGAAAAUUCUCAAUCUGGGGGUUCGUGUUUUGCAUGGUUCGCAGAGAAGUGCCGCAAAGAGGUUGCUGCACAUAUUUGAAAUAGCAAUGGGAAAGCAAUAUGAACCAAGACUCGAAAUUGUACCUGUACUUGACAACGACUGGAAUGUGGAUGUUAGAUCAACAAGUCAACAAGGAGUGAUGAUCUGUCAUAAUGGAAACCAUGUAGUUCAAUCUGCAACAGACGAGGAGCAUGUAGAUAUCAGACAAGGUUCUCCAAAGAAAGUAUCUACAGAUUUUGAUCCUGAGGUGGAGUCCCUGAAACUUGAACAUAAAGUUGAACAGACACUGCAAGCCCUGAAAGAAUCUCAGGAGCUGGAAUUCAAGAUAGCAAAAGAGAGGUUGCAGAAUCAAAAAAAUUGCAUUCAAAACCUGUAUCAGCAACUCGGCAAGGAAAAGUCUCAGAUCGAACGCCACAUGGCUUACGUUGCUGACCCAGAUGUCUUGCUCCAGCUUACUGAGAGUAAAGUGGAUCAAAUAAACAAGGAAUUACAUAAACUCGAGGAUAUGAAAGCAGUGUCUGAGGGAUUUGCAAAAACCUCAAAAGAAAUUCUGAAACAAUAUUUCGGCCUAGAGAACUGAGGCUCCUUGAGAACCAGGCUUUCCUGAAAAUUUUUCUUAUAUACAUCAUAAUUGUUUGCUUAUAACUUUUCAGUUGAUGUGUUAACUAUUUGGGAAUGAG
This is a messenger RNA of Daucus carota subsp. sativus, 1551 nucleotides long. RefSeq names its product protein OBERON 1. Lineage: Eukaryota; Viridiplantae; Streptophyta; Magnoliopsida; Apiales; Apiaceae. The coding region runs from base 57 to 1451 and encodes 464 amino acids. The transcript has 5 exons. The record is from RefSeq and is a predicted model, not a curated record.